Messenger RNA from Ectocarpus siliculosus, 1381 nucleotides. The record is from the annotation of a GenBank genome assembly. NCBI's taxonomy places the organism in Eukaryota, Phaeophyceae, Ectocarpales, Ectocarpaceae.
AUGUCGGAUCAAGCAACAGACAAAAACGCCGUGGCCGAUGACGGCGAGGUCGGGAUCGAGGAAGAAGUGAGAGACUUCGCCGCUCGUUUCGCGCGCCUCGUCGUCAGCCGCUCCUUCCGAGAAGGCGGCGGGGCGGCCGCCGCCGACGGCGGCGGCGGCGGCAGUGGCAGCGAAGGUGGCGGCAGCGCUACAACCGCGGCGGCGGCCUCCGCGACUCCGCGUCCAGGAGGCGCUGCUGCUGCUGCUGCUGCUGCUAGCGGUGACAGCGGUAGGAAUCCCGGCGGAUCGUCGUCGUUGCGACCGGGUGAGCGGAGCGCCCUGGGAUCGUACGUGGCGGAGGCCGAGCUCAGCCUGCGAGGGUCGCAACGGCUCGGGGCGCAGCUCGAGAAGGACGCCGGCAUGCUGCGGUCGAAGGUGUUCCCGGCCUUACUAGAGAACGCCCGAAAGCUGCACGCGUUGUACGUGGCCAUCGACCGGGUGACCGAGGAGGUCAUGCCUGAGGUGGACGCGACGGUCAAGCGGAUGGAGAAGGCCGUCUACGAUCUCGAGGAGAUGAGAAAGGAGCAGGUCGACACGAGAGCCCCGCAGGGGUCGUUUGGGCUGGGGUUGGCCCUGGGGGCCGGGCUGUGGUUCCCUCAGAUGAAAGAGAAGGGCGUCACCGUGCCGGAGGUCUUCGACACAGACAAGCUCUUCCGAGUCGAGGAAGGUGGUUUGGCUCCUCUUUGAGACGAACGGGCAGGGGAGGCGAUCAUAAAGACGUUAUUUUUUCUUCGCUCUAGACGUGUUGGCUCUGUAAGAACAAUGCAUGAAGGCUUCAAACAUGAACAAUCCACAUUGUUGAGGGAUCGGGGGCGAUUCCGUCACUACAUUUCCGUCGAUGUAAAGCGUGAAGUAAAUUAAGGUGUGACUGUCUAAAAUCUGGGUUUGGUUCGUUCUCUCAUUUUUAAUGUUUCCACGUCUUUUUGGGUGCUUGGGGACCAGCCAUCAGCCGCCGUCCUUCAAUUCUUCCACUCUUGUCAUGUAUAUAUCGUAAUGGCCUCGUGGAAAGAAAAUGAUUUCGAGACCAACACGAAUCUCGUUCGUGGACAGUUUCAGACUCUUGUAAAGAGACAAGAGUCAGGUGCAUCCUAGGUGCAUGCUCCGAAGGAGAAUGUUAGAAUGUUACGAUCUUUCGCGGCACCUUCGAUGCUUUUGAUCGAUCCACGUCCUUUGCCGAAGUGUCCGUUCUCUUCAGGGAGUGAGUGAUUGCCCAAAUAAAAAACUCGGAGCUGGCGCCUGUUGGCUACAAGGAUCGCUGCGAACCAAAGACAACCGCGUGCGGUGGUCGUAUAUACUGAGCUAAAUCAUGCGCUGACCACAGAGUUGGGAGCGGUUAGAUUUC